CCUACGGGCAAUACCUUCUCACCUGCCUCAUUCACGCAGAACACUCAGGUCCUUGCCACUGUGCCACUGCACAUCCUUGCCCAUCAUGGCGACCGAGGUGCUCACCAAGAACCUCCCCAACAUCGACCCGCCCAUCCUCUCCUACCUGGCCGGGUACAUCGAUGACCCAGAGUCCCACCUGGACCCCAAUCCCCUCAUCCUCGAGACCGUCUCCUCUCUCCUCUCCUCGUACCUCCAGUCCACCUCUGAGUCGCCCCAGGAUGCCGCAAAGAGGGUGCAUGCAGUGCUCGAUGAGAUUCAGAAGCUCCUUCCAGAGACAAACGAGGAUGUGGACAGUGGCGAGGGAAAGUCGGGACCGCUCAGACUCGAGAAGGUAGUGGAGAUGAGGAAGAUCGGGGCUCUCAACACCCGUGGCACAAAUGUCCUCACUGGCGGUGGAGGAGGCAUUAUCGACCUUGCAACGGGAUCAGUAGCCAGGGCCACCACCAUCGACGUCAAGAAGCUGGAGAAGCAAGAGGCGAAGACUAGGGCAAAGCUGCAGAAGCGUGCACAGAGGGAUCUCUACGAGAGUUCCAAUGUCGUCGAGCAGGCAAAGAGGGCACAGGAGCUGGCCAACUAUGAGGAGAUGUUCACCACUGUCAAUACACUUGAGACGGUGGGGUCAAAGGGAAAGAACAAGGAUAUUCACUUGCCAGGCAUCGAUCUCAAUUUCGGCUCGAAUCGCAUCUUGACAUCGGCAACUCUCAACAUCGCAUCUGGUCGGCGAUACGGUCUCAUUGGUCGAAACGGUGUGGGCAAGUCCACCCUGCUGCGCCAUUUGGCUCUGCGUGACAUCCCGGUCCCGAAACACAUCUCUAUGCUUUAUGUCGAGCAGGAAAUGGUUGGAGAUGAUACACCCGCACUGGAGGCUGUACUGAAGGCGGACGUGUGGAGGGAGAGGCUGAUGAGGGAGGAGAGGGAAGUGAAUGCCAAACUCGAGACGCUCGAGAAGAAGCUUGCAGACGCCGCUCAGGCAGCCAAGGCGGAAUCAAAAGCCUCUACAACAGAUGCCAACAACGAUCUGUCCAAGGGAUCAGCGGGAGACAUUCACACUCGUCAGAUGGAAAUCCAGAAAGAUGAGCUGUCGGCCAGGCUGGGUGAUCUGCAAGCGCAAUUGAUCGAGAUGGAGGCCGAUACUGGACCCUCGAGAGCUGCCGCUCUACUGGAUGGUCUGGGCAUUGUCGCAGCCGACCAGAUGAGGCCAACAAAGAGCUUCUCUGGUGGUUGGCGAAUGCGUCUGGCUCUUGCCCGAGCCCUCUUCUGCAAGCCCGACCUUCUCCUCCUCGAUGAGCCUUCCAACAACUUGGACUUGAACGCCAUUGCCUGGCUGGAAGACUACCUGGUGAACAACUGGACUUCCAGCCUGCUGGUCGUUUCCCACGACCGAGCCUUCCUGAACGCCGUGGCUACGGACAUCAUUCACCAGCACUCUGAGCGUCUAGACUACUACAAGGGCAACUUUGCCCAAUUCUACGAGACGCGCAUCGAGCGUCGCAAGAACCAGCAGCGAGAGUACGAAGCCUAUGUGCUCAAGCGGGACCAUCUUCAGGCCUUCAUCGACCGUUGGAGGGUGAAUGCUAAUCGCGCAGCCCAGGCUCAGAGUAAGAUCAAGGAAUUGGAAAAGCUCCCCGUGGUGGAGCCUCCGGAGAAGGAGGACAGUGUGACUUUCCGUCUACCAGAGACAGAAAAGCUCGCUCCGCCCUUGCUCCUCUUGGACGAAGUCGACUUUGGGUACACACCCGAGAAGCUUCUGCUGCGGGACGUCAACAUUGGAGUGACCAUGGACUCGCGCAUCGCCGUAGUAGGUUCGAAUGGUGCAGGCAAAUCAACCAUGCUGAAGCUUCUAUUCGGAGACCUCAAGCCUCUCAAGGGCGAGCAAAAGCGCAACGGCAAGCUCCGUGUUGGUCUCUUCACCCAACACCAUCUGGACAUGCUCGACCUCAACGCUUCACCCGUGGGAUUCCUAAUGGCCCGCUUUCCCGGUAGGACAGAGCAGGAGUAUCGCGCCCACCUCGGUGCAUUUGGAAUCACUGGUCUUACUGGUCUGCAAAAGAUUGCCACUCUUUCUGGUGGUCAAAAGAGCCGCGUAGCAUUUGCGCAGAUCAGUAUGAUGCGUCCGCACGUUCUCCUCCUAGAUGAGCCCACCAACCAUCUAGACAUCGAAGGUCUCGAUGCGCUUAUGGCGGCUAUCAAAGCCUGGAAUGGUGGAGUGAUCACCAUUUCCCACGACACGAGAUUCGUAGAGAAUGUAGCUAGCGAACUUUGGGUCGUGGAUGGAGGUAAAGUCGAGAAGUUCUCGGGGAGCGUCACAGCGUACAAGCAGCUCAUCGUGGCGAUGAACAAGCAGAAGCAGACGAGCCACUGAGGGAGGGAGGAUGAGUGGGCUUGGAGGGUCAGAGGGGAAGACAGCACUCCUCGAGCGUGCCUGGUUCGAGGCAACUCAGCAUGUAGCAUCAUUGUGGUUUUGCAGCAAUACCCUUCCUUCACUCG
This is a messenger RNA of Microstroma glucosiphilum, 2529 nucleotides long. Its product is annotated as putative positive effector protein GCN20. Gene Ontology annotation, molecular function: ATP binding; ATP hydrolysis activity. The annotation marks the transcript as partial. NCBI's taxonomy places the organism in Eukaryota, Fungi, Basidiomycota, Exobasidiomycetes, Microstromatales, Microstromataceae. The record is from RefSeq and is a predicted model, not a curated record. The transcript is spliced from 2 exons.